Messenger RNA from Symbiodinium pilosum, 1032 nucleotides. The record is from the annotation of a GenBank genome assembly. NCBI's taxonomy places the organism in Eukaryota, Dinophyceae, Suessiales, Symbiodiniaceae.
AUGAAAUCGGGCCACGAUAACGUGGUGUGGUCGCUGCUUGACACGGGGGAGCUGGAGAACCUGCAGGCCUUCACUCCACCCAACUUUCCCUGGUUGUCCAUCCAUGAGGAUGAUAAGAUAACUCCCUUGCAGAAGGCAGCUUUGGCAGGCAUCUCUUCCGAGGCUUUUGAUCCCUACUUCCGCGUAAUUGAGUGGGUGGUGGGCGAAGGGGCCGAUCCAGCCCAACAAGCACCGGUCUCUUGCACUUACGGCACAGAUCUGUGGAAGAAUCAUGACAAGAAAGGAACUCGAGUCCACAUCGACUACAAAAACCACUCUGCAGUUUCGCUGGUCCUCUCAUGUCGCAAGUGCUUGGAACAUGAGAUGAGUCAGAAAGGCAAGCAGCAGGCUGACUGGUCAAGAGAGAUCGAGUACCUCAAAGGCGCCCUCGCGCUUAUGGCCAAGACAGAGGUCAACGUCAAGCGCCCGCGCAUCACGAUCAGUCGAAGUGUGGUGGAGCUGUGGGAGGGCUUGUGCCAGUGCACCAAGACUCACAAUGUGACCUUUGAAACAUCUGAUGGGCAAGUCACGGCACACGAUCUGGUGUUGCAAAAAGCAUCGCCUGUCCUGGACGCCAUGCUCUGCGGCUCUUUGGUGGAAGCCCGCAGGAAAACCAUCGAAGUGAAGGAUGCUACCAGCAGUGGAGUCUCCUUAUUCCUAGAGGUGUUGUACACCGGCUGCACCUGCAAUGACUUGGAGUGGCACACCGUGCUGACAGCAAUGGACUUGGCGCACAGGUGGUCAGUCGACUACAUUGUUGUUAUGCUCAGCGGGAUUCUGCAAACAUUGAUUAACGAAGAGAAUUUUGUUGCGAUCAGCGAGGCUGCUGCAUACAAAGGCCCUGACAGCCUCAGGAAGGCAUGCCGAAUGUUCGGCAACAACAACAAGACGAUCCAGUCGCAGCUGAAAGCUGGCAAGUUACCGCGCAUCGUGCAAGACUUGCUCGGAAUCUCAGAGGGGCUGAAUGCGCAGAAGCGGAGACGAAGUUUGUAA